Messenger RNA from Varanus komodoensis (Komodo dragon), 6280 nucleotides. RefSeq names its product zinc finger protein 366 (gene ZNF366). Gene Ontology annotation, biological process: regulation of transcription by RNA polymerase II. The transcript has 7 exons. The record is from RefSeq and is a predicted model, not a curated record. Bases 435 to 2639 code for a protein of 734 amino acids. Lineage: Eukaryota; Metazoa; Chordata; Lepidosauria; Squamata; Varanidae. Gene Ontology annotation, molecular function: RNA polymerase II cis-regulatory region sequence-specific DNA binding; DNA-binding transcription factor activity.
GUACAGAACUCAUCUGAGGAAAAAAAAGAGAACGAAGUGAUUGUUCCUGUUCUCUUUCUUAAGUCAUUCGGAACACUGUCUCUCUACGUUUUCUAAAUCCAUUUGUGCAGUUCUUAGACAAGAAACAGCAGAAGCUGCCAAUUAGGGAGCAGGUACAAACCUUUGGGUCACCCAUCAUUGCAGUGUCAGCAACUGACACAAAUGCCUUCUGGAGCCUGUGCAGAUGCAUUUAAAGCAAAUUUGGCACAAAGGAAAUAAAUUAAUGACUUAGACUAGACAGACCUUCAGUUGGGCACUUUCAAAAUACAGAAGAAUCAUCUUGCUGCCCUUGGCCAGAGGAAUCUCCUCUACAAAAGAAGCAAGCAUGUGAGAGUUCAUCUGAAAGCCCCCUCUUACAUAGGUUCCUUAGUCUACACAGAACAAAAGGAAGCUAGAUGAUGCAAGAAGAAUUAAACACAAUGAAGAAAGAGGAUGCCCAUCGCAGUAGGGAUAAUAUGCACCCACUUCCUUUUCCCCAUUGCUUGGACCCUGUUGCCAAGUUGGACAUGGCAUCGCCUCUCAGUGAAGAAUUCAGAACGCAGCUUGCCCCAUUUGGAUAUGGCCCUCCCCCAGGCCUUCCCAACUUCCAGGGGUCCUUUGAAGGAGGAUCCCGUAAGCGUAAAAGCAUGCCCACCAAAAUGCCUUCUGCCAUCCUGCCAGGGGAUCCCACAUCUCCACUCCCUAGAUCUGAAGACACUGUCACUGGAGGUUCCCCCAGCCUCCCUUUACUAUUCCAGCACCACCACACUCAGCCAAAGUACAACGCCCACAUGAUAGACCUGUGCAACAUUGGCUUUCAGUUCUACAGAACUCUGGAACACUUUGGAGCACACCCUGUCAAGGAAGAGCCAAUAAAGCCAAACGUGCUAUGGCCUGGCCCCACAACAUUUCUGCAGGCUCCCUACCCAUACUAUCCUAAAGUUCACCCUACCCUGAUGUUUCCUUUUAUUGUGCCACCUGAUUUUCAUUUCAGAAAUGCUUUCCCUCUGAAAAGGUCUCCAGAGCCACCACUCAGGAGAGCUGAGUUAGGAGAACAAGCCGAAAACAAGCAGAAGGUAGACAGGGUGGACGUGAACAUUCAGAUUGACGACAGCUACUAUGUUGACGUUGGAGGGGAGCAAAAACGCUGGCAGUGUUCCAUGUGUGAAAAGUCAUACACCUCCAAAUACAACUUGGUGACUCACAUUUUGGGGCACAGCGGCAUCAAGCCACAUGCUUGCUCUCACUGCGGCAAGCUUUUCAAGCAGCUGAGUCACUUGCACACCCACAUGCUGACCCACCAGGGCACCAGGCCGCACAAGUGCCAAGUGUGCCACAAGGCCUUCACCCAAACCAGCCACUUGAAGAGGCACAUGAUGCAGCACAGUGACGUCAAGCCAUACAGCUGCAGGAUCUGUGGGAGGGGGUUUGCCUACCCCAGCGAGUUGAAAGCCCACGAGUCCAAGCAUGAGAAUGGCCGGGAGAACAUUUGCAUCGAGUGUGGCCUUGACUUCCCAACCCUGGCACAGCUGAAGAGGCACCUAACCACCCAUCGUGGUCCCAUACAGUACAACUGCACAGAAUGCAAUAAGACGUUCCAGUAUCCAAGCCAGCUGCAGAAUCACAUGAUGAAGCACAAGGACAUCCGCCCAUACAUCUGUACUGAAUGUGGCAUGGAGUUCGUACAACCCCAUCACCUCAAGCAGCACUCUUUGACUCACAAGGGUGUGAAAGAACACAAAUGUGGGAUCUGUGGUCGGGAGUUCACACUACUUGCCAAUAUGAAGAGACAUGUCUUAAUUCACACCAACAUCAGGGCUUAUCAGUGCCACCUGUGCUUCAAGAGUUUUGUGCAGAAGCAGACUCUCAAAGCCCAUAUGAUUGUGCAUUCAGACGUCAAGCCCUUCAAAUGUAAGCUAUGCGGAAAAGAAUUUAAUCGAAUGCACAAUUUAAUGGGACACAUGCACUUGCAUUCUGACAGCAAGCCAUUCAAAUGCCUCUACUGCCCCAGCAAAUUCACCUUGAAGGGGAACCUCACCAGACACAUGAAAGUCAAACAUGGAGUCAUGGAAAGAGGAUUUCGUUCUCAAGGACUUGGAAGGGAACGAAUAAGAACAUCACAAAUAGAAGCCUCAGGAAGCAUGGAACAGGAAGAACCCUUUGACCUUUCCCAAAAAAGCCAAGGGAAGGAGCUUUCAUUUCACUCUGAUGGCGAAAGUGUGAAAGGGAGUUCAUGUCAUGAGGAAGAGGAAGACAACUGCCUUGAGUCAGAGCAGUAUAGCCCUGGCAUGUUCCACAGCAACAACAAGGCAUAUACGCUGCAUGAUCUUUCAGGCCAACCAGAGCAUGAGAUGAAAGACUUCAGGGAGUUGUACUGUGACGGGAAAGAGAAACGGCUGGAUGGAAAAUGUGAGGAGAAGAAAGAAAAUGAAGGAAAAGAAAGCUGUGAAGAGAGAGACUUUGUGAAUAACAAUGAAAAACACCUGAGUUUUAGCCACUUUGAAAAUAAUAGACUCACUCAGUCUCUUUCCAGCUACCUAUACUUUCAGCACAGAAACAAGAGUUUAAAGGAACUGUUGGAAAGGAAAAUGGAAAACCAAACUGUUUUUCUUGGUAUCUAAAUCAAGACCUCAGGAGUCUAACUUUUCAUUCUGUUGCAAGUGCCAACUAGGCCAGGCCUCUGUCCUAUUAAACUAAGAUUCUGUCCCAUUCUAGGAGGGUCAAGGAACAGAAACCAGAUCAAGUCUGUUUAGACCAGGGGAACUGAACCUCUUUCAGACCAAAGACCAAAUUCACUUUCAGAGAUACUCUUGGGGAGCUGCAGUGCCAGCAGAGUGUGAGGCAAGUUCAAAAGGAGGCAGAGCAAAAGACAAAAAUAUGCCAACUAGCACCACAUUUUAACUAAAGGUGCUAGUAAUGCCAGUAAUGAAAGCAUUCAGCCUUUUAGAAGGGGUGGGGGGCAGGCAAAAUCAGGAAAGCCACCAAUCAGAGGUUGAGAAAAGGGGUCAUGGCUUUCUGGAGAACCCCAGAUGGGCUGUAUUUGAGCCAUGAGCCUGAGAGUCAACACCACUAAUGUAGACAAUGCCUGGCUUGGUCCUCAAUAACCGCCCUGGUGCCAGGUUAUCAGAAAUAAAGCAAUCAAGUUGUGAUCUGAAACUAAUUCUUCAGAAGAGUUAGUCAUGCUGAAUUCAGUGUAAUUUAGGGUUGAACUAGACAUGAUGUUAAAUGUGUCUUUGUAUUAUACAUGCCGGGUUUAAAAAAAACCCAAAAUAGAUGCUUUUCCUCCCAAUGCAAAUAGCACCAUAAGAGAAGGACUUACACUCUGGAUGGCUGGUGGUGUCAGUGGAACAGCAUUCAAGUCUCACUGACACCAGCUGCAAGGCUGAUAAUUAGCACAAAAACCAACUGAUGGCCACCUGAAUUUAUAAAGCCUGCAGGUUGAAUGCAAACACACGUUUAAGGUGCAAUCUAAGCAGUUUCAGACAGAAAAAAAGCCUGCAUAUUCCUACAUGCUGGGAGAUACAGCUUUUUUUUUUUUUUGGUCAACAUGUGCAUAAGAUUAUGCCCUCGAUUUCUAAUCCAGUGUGGUCCUUACUCUGACAAAAGUGCACUUCAAUCAACCAUGCACUUUUACUUAGAAGUAAAUGUGCCUGUAUCUAGUGUACCUUACUCCCAAGUAAAUGUGCACGUGAUUCUUUUCUUAAUCUCUUGGUGCAUGGUGACAAUGCUGUGAGCUGCAGUAUAUUGAAUUCCCAAUAGCUUGGUACUAUAAACAGGAUUUAAUAUUAAGUGGUCAAUUAUGCAUCACCAACAAUGCAUAAUAGUUAUACAUGUUAAUUUUAUAUAUAGAUGCCCAUUUAGAAUACAAAUAAAUGCAAUAAAGUGAGUUAAAGUGAGUGAAACUGUCAAGUGGCCGGUAUGCCUGCAGUCUGCUGCAAAGGUGCAAACUGUUGGUGGCCACUUCAAGACCCCUUGGCUCCCUCCUUAUUCUUCUCCGACUUGAAGCCAGACUUGGACUGAACAGCUUUUCUAGCAGAGGAUCCCCUUGGAUAGAGGACUGUCCUUUGAAAAGUAAGAUACCUGAUCACCCUACCUCUUGCGGUAAAGUUUCUCUCAGUCUUAGAAGUAACGUGAGGUUAAUAUCCUACGUGGAGCAAUAUGUCUAAGAUCUCAACAAAGUGUAAGAAUCCACAAAUUGUCAAGACAGGCCUGUUAAAUUUAUGGGCACAAUGGUCAAAUGUCUACCAAGCACUGAGUAGUCCAUAAUGUAUAGCUAGCAUGCUUCCCUUGGUCUAGUGGCCACAAGUUUGACAGACCUAACUGCAUACACCUAUAGUGGCCAAAUGCAGGUCCAAAUGUAGCCCUUUAUAUGGGCUCUGAAAGUCCUCCCAAUUUUUAAUUAAAAUAUUAAAAAGUUUGCAAACGGGUUCACAUAUAAGAAGGAGAAAUAUAUUUUUAAAGCUGAAUAGUGUAUAUAAUAGCCUAGUGAGACCCAAGCUCACAUUUUCCAUAACUAUGAAAUCGCCAUGUCUACAUUGUGCUGCACAGCCUGACUGCUCACAAAGGGAUUCAGAUUUGGAAACAUUUGCUGUUUUAACUGUCAUGUCUAACUUGGAAAGGCCCUUGGGAACUGUAGUUUUAGGCACAAUGUGAGGGGGCUUGCGUUCCUAACAGUAGUAUUCUCAUAAAACUAAAGUAUUUAGUAUUGUUUGUGAGAAGCAAUGGACCAGAUUCAAAUCAAAGCCAGAUCAGAUGCACUGGCAGAAGUGGACUUCCCAUGGCAGACUCUCCAGCCCUCUGAAAAGGCUACUAAAGAAAUCAGGAGACCCUACUGACUGGGUGAGCUGUUGAAUGAAGAAAGGGGAGGAUCUGAAAAUACUGGGUGAGGAAACCAGUGCUGGCUGCAGGAUUUUGAGGGCUCUUGGGCAAAACAUUCUCCCCAUUAUCACCAGUUGCUGUUGCUAUUCUGCCUCUUUCUCAUGGGUGCUACCGCCUGCUUGCCUGACAGGCAGAGAGAGUAAGUAAACCAUGAGCAUCUGCUCCUCCUUCCCCUAAUCACUGUUAGAACCAGAAUGAGAGAGAGGUGAGCAAGCAGGUUGGAAAGAUGCAAAGGAGAAGAUCUCAUCAGUUCGCCUUGCUAGAUUGGUGGUCUGGCUGGUGUUCAUCCAUGCUUUCCCUUGAUGCCAAACCUGGAGGGAUCUUCCAUGAGUGGAUCCCUUUUUGCUGGGAAGACAGGUCCUUGAUCCAACCUCAUGGCUAUGGGAAGCUUAACAGUUGCAAAUCUGUAAUGGAGAUUCGACCUUAGAGAGAGAAGGGUUCAGCAGAAGCAAAAUGCUUUAGUUAAGAGCCAGCAACACUCAGCACAGGUUCUGGGAAGCUAAGUCAGAUUCUGCAAGGUACAGCACAAUAUAGCAGACAAGUGGAAAAUUCAGAGGAAAUAUUGAUUGUAGCUCAUGAUGAAAGGAUGUGGCUAGGACAGCAAACGGUAUCAGUAACAUGAAGAUCAAUUAACAAAUGAGUUUGGCACUGUAACAGCUGACUCAGGAGAACUCAGAUGUGUUUAGAAGUUGGGUGCUAAUAAAAAGUAAGGACCUCUUAUGCCCCCUGUAAACUGGUGCACAAUAUGAAGGUGACCUCUGGAUGAUGAUGAUGAUGAUGUGGAAACAAACCAAAAUAACCUUGGAAUCUGAACUGUAACAGGAUCUCUCAGGAGAAGGUCCUAGAUUUCAACUUCAUUUUCAUGUGCGAAAAGAUCAGAACCUAUAAUUUCUGAUAGAUUAUUGUGUCUGGUUAUGAUUUUGUCCCUUAUUUGUCUUUUCACAUGGUAUAUCUAAAUGUUUCUCAAAGGAGGGGUGAUUUGCUAUUACUGCCUCUAUGCUCCUCUGUUGAGAUUUUUGUACUGGCUCUCCACAUUUUGAAUUUUACUGUUUCCAUGGUGUUGCUGCAUCUGGCUGUAGAUGGUGCAAAUAUAAAAAGUGCAAUUUAAAAUAUAAUAUUUAUUAUACCAAGGAGAGUUUUUAAUAAAAUCUUGCCAUGUGUUCAAUGACUCGUUGUGUCUGCUUAAAUGAAUAGACAGCAACAUUAACCAUUUGUAUUCUUGUAUUUCUGUACUGAUGUGUGGGAUAUUAUUUUUUAUAAAACACAAUACAAGUAAAAUACAACUGAAGUUCCAGUAUAGUUAUUGAUAGCAGCUCAUCUAAAUGUUACAUGUCUAAAUGUAUUUUGUUAAUUUAAAACAAAUAAAUAAAGAUAUACCAAAGGU